Molecule: messenger RNA, 771 nt
Organism: Cooperia oncophora
Lineage: Eukaryota; Metazoa; Nematoda; Chromadorea; Rhabditida; Trichostrongylidae
Source: the annotation of a GenBank genome assembly
UUGGUUCAAAUAAACUUUGGUAUUUCAGCUGGAGGCGAUCCUCCCCUAUUGGAUUCAUCGAGCAAUCCCAGAGGAAUUUUUCACUACAGUGAUACAGACAACACUUUCCAGUCGAAGUUUAGGGUUCCCGACUUUGAAGCGCUUGAUCCCAUGCAGGUGGCAAGCGAACUGAUGAGCGCGGCAGCAAAUGCUGAGAAUCGACGAAAAACAAUUUCUGGUAUCAACUUACCCUUGCCAUUUGCUGGUAAACCGCUUAAUUUUCAGAUGACUGGGGAAUCCCGAAGCGGUCUGUCCUUCACCGAAAGCGAAAGUAAGAACAGUGAGCAACCAAGUGAGCUGAGUCCCGAGGCAAGGGAGGCCUUCCUGACCGCGAAACGGAUUUGCCUCGGCUCAUCCUCAGCUUCUUGUGAUGAGGCUCUGGAUACCUUCCAUAGACUCAAAUUCGGCGAAUCGCUGAUCAAUAACGAUCCUGUACGUAGCACUCUUGACAGCGAUCCUACAGCAUCUCUUGCGAAAAUGCUUGUUCCAGCACUUGGGGAGAGAUUAGAAGCUUUAGAGAAGGACUCGCGUGUACAUUCUGCGCCCGAGGAAAACUCGUCCAGCUCAAGAGAAGAGAACGACGAUGACAAGGACGAGCUCCGAAGUACCCCUACACUCCCGGAACCUCCUCCAGUGCAACGACGCCAUCCCUUUUCCAAUGUACGAUACCGAUCAAAUCGUACCAGAUCCCGAUUAGGGAAAAUUCAGGAAUUUCUCAGGCGGAUCUCCUAG